Molecule: messenger RNA, 1454 nt
Organism: Zingiber officinale
Lineage: Eukaryota; Viridiplantae; Streptophyta; Magnoliopsida; Zingiberales; Zingiberaceae
Product: heavy metal-associated isoprenylated plant protein 35-like
Exons: 3
Coding region: 426-1241 (271 amino acids)
Molecular function (GO): metal ion binding
Source: RefSeq, a predicted model, not a curated record
CAAGGAGCAAGAAAUUCUCAUUCCAAUUUUGUUUUACUUGGAUUGUUGUGUCGUAUUGUCACUUACACUUGUGGACUUAUUUUAGUAGUCAGUGAAAUUUACAUGGACCGGAAUUAGUAGGAUUGCAAAUUUUAGAUACCAGAACUAUUUAUUAGGCUGCGGACGAGUCCGUACGGACCAAUGACGGCACUCAUCUUUAGAAAUCAGUGAUCAAUCACUGACCAGUAAAGAUUACAAAGCAACGGGGUGGUGGUCCUCAUGAAUCGAUCUCAGGCAACAAAAUGCUGAAAAUAUGCCGCCUCCAUGUUGCAUCGAGUCAGAAACCGAGCACAUUCUCCCUUUUCUUCCCUUUUAUUUAUUCUUCUUCUUCUUGUUUUUCUUCUUUCUUUCUUUGAGGUUCGAUCGAUUCCACUGCUCUUCUCCUCAUGGCAGCGGCUGAGCAGGUCCCUGAGCCACUCAACUAUCAGACUGUGGCUUUGAAGGUCUCGAUCCAUUGCGAAGGCUGCAAGAGGGAGGUGAAGAGGGUGCUGCAUCACAUCGAAGGGGUUUACAGGGUGAGCAUCGACUUGCCGCAGCACAAGGUGGUGGUGACCUGCAACGUUGCGGCGGAGACGCUCAUAAAGAAGCUGAACAAGACCGGGAAGCACGCGGAGCUCUGGCCAGAGCCGACGCCGCCCGAAGGCAUCGCCGGCGCCGGCACAGGUGGCAAGAAGAAAAGGAACAAGAAGAAGAAAAACAAAAACAAGAACAUCAGCAGCGCCGCCCCCCCGGCGAACGAGCCACCGCCGCAGAAACCUGAGGGCGACCGAACCUCCUCCGACGAGGAAGAGAACCCGAGCGAAGCUCCCGGAAAGCCCGAGGCGGCCGCUCCGCCGGCGCUGGAGAAGCAGGGCGGAGCGGAGCCAGCCGCGGCCAACGGCGGCGGGGGCGGUGGCCGGAAGAAAAAGGGGAAGAAGGGCGGACAUAGCAACGGUGGCGGAGGUGGCGGAAACGAAUCUGAGACGGCCGCGCAGGUGGAGGGCGGAGGGACUGUGAGCUCGCCGGCGGUUAAUAUUUAUACUGGCAAAUUGCCGACUUACGUGGUGAGCUAUAGCUCAGUGCAGCCGGUCAUGGGCCACGGCAGGGCGUACAUCCAUGACCCGUCGCCGGUGCAGCAGGGCAGCUACGUGUACUCGACGGCGUCGGCGGGAUCUUAUUACAUAUUCAGCGAAGAGAAUGCCAACGCUUGCUUUGUUAUGUGAUGACACAGAACAAAGCUCUUGUUUUAGUGUCAUGGUUGUGGUAAAGCUUCAACUGCUACUUGUGUAGUUUUGAAUGUCAAUAAAUGGAGGUGCAUGUUGGCAAAAUCAGGAUGAUAGAAUUGUAAUACAUGCUGGUAAAAUCAGACAGUAUAUUAGCAAAAUCUUUAAUUUUUUGUAUCACAAUCUAUUGAUUAGGGCUCUAAAUCAAGUCAA